Messenger RNA from Alternaria burnsii, 867 nucleotides. RefSeq lists its product as uncharacterized. Lineage: Eukaryota; Fungi; Ascomycota; Dothideomycetes; Pleosporales; Pleosporaceae. Bases 1 to 867 code for a protein of 288 amino acids. The record is from RefSeq and is a predicted model, not a curated record. The transcript has a single exon.
AUGUCCUCCAACGGUCGAAACUCACCGCCGCUACCUUCGCCGGAUACUCGCCGACGUGCUUCAGUCACCAGCCAGACGUUCCAGGACCUGUUCGGCCGGUCAAACAGCUAUGUAGGCCAGCAACAGCCCUCUUCAGGCCCCAUCACCACAGCAGCCGCCAAUGCUCAACGGCGGCGGCUCUCGCUCACCACGCUUGGUCUUGGUGCCUCGCCCGGCCAGACAUCACCCUUCCUCCAGACCCCGCGAACCCGAACCGAGAGCAUCUCCAGCGCCAACUCUGGCUCUGUCGACGAGAGCCCAUUCGAGGAUGAUUACGCCCCUUCCACGUCUGCUAGCAGCAGCAACCCGGCCACACCCUUUGUUCGACGGCUGAGCUUCGGAGCUCGUGCAAUGCGGGAUGUCAGGCAGAGCAACGGAGGCGUUGGGAACCCAAAUGGUAGACCACCCAUCCAUAAAGCUUCCUCUCCCCCGACUGGUCGAGGUCGAGGUCUGUCUUCAUUGUCGCAGUCAUUGCCCUCUUCCGCUACCUUGCUUCGUCCCUUUACCCAUGCACAUUCGCGGCGAUCUACAUCUAUAUCACACAUCUGGCCUUCCACUAUUGCAGAGCAGUCCGAGAAUAUACUGGGAAACUACUCGCUAACAUCGUCUUCAACAGGCGAAGGUUACAAUUUCGCUGAGAACCUCCGAUCGCGAGCCGAGCGAGGCUCCAUCUCCGGCCCUAGCGGAAUGUUGAACCCGUCUCCUCCAACGCACCAGCGUGCUAAGAGCGUCACAAUAAUGGAGCCACCUGCUCGCGAGAUGCCCAAGCCCAAGGUGCCCGACGCCAUGCAGGAGCGGAUCCUCAAGGGCGACUUUUACAUGGAUUAG